This is a messenger RNA of Homarus americanus (American lobster), 3402 nucleotides long. RefSeq names its product dipeptidase 1-like. Gene Ontology annotation, biological process: proteolysis. The transcript is spliced from 11 exons. Bases 341 to 1594 code for a protein of 417 amino acids. The record is from RefSeq and is a predicted model, not a curated record. NCBI's taxonomy places the organism in Eukaryota, Metazoa, Arthropoda, Malacostraca, Decapoda, Nephropidae. Gene Ontology annotation, molecular function: metallodipeptidase activity.
CGUGGUGUGGCAGUGGUCGGGCGAGGUUGUAGUGCUAUACGCUCUCUCUCUUCCCCUCUCAGUCCCUCCCUCUUUCGCUGACGAGAACUUGUCAACAACAACAGAAAAACUCUACUUGCUGACGUCCACCAAGAUGUCAGCCCCAAGUGUAAUAGCAAAGUAGAUAAUGUACUUACCAUGGAGGAGAAGUACUUACCAUGGCGUAGAUAAUGUACUUACCAUGGAAUAGAUAAAGUACUUACCAUGGUAUACACUCAAACACUGACUUACUCUCGUAGAAAAUCAUUGUUUGUGAAUCUGUUUUGGGAUAAGAUAGAAGACUCCUAAUUCCUGACCAGAGAUGUACUGCAGGGUCGUGGCUCUGGUGGUGGUGGUGGUGGCUGGGACAGUAUGCUGGGCUAGUCCCUUACCUGUAAGGAUCUCCCCAAAGGCUUCACACCGGGAGAGACUGAGAGCUGCCAGGGAACUUCUCAAACAGUCGCCGCUUAUUGACGGGCACAACGAUCUAGCGUGGAAUGUGAGGAUGUUUCUACACAAUAAACUCCACUCGUUCAACCUGUCGACUGACCUGACCCGAGAGAAGCCUUGGAUGAAUUCACCUUUCUCUCACACUGACCUGCCCAGGCUGAAGAAAGGCCAGGUAGCCGCCCAGUUAUGGUCGGUCUAUGUACCGUGUGAGGCCCAGUACCUCAACACGGUACAGUUGUUGCUUGAACAGAUCGACGUGGUGAAGAGGAUGAUCGCUACCAGCCCCCGAGACACUGUCUUAGUGAGGUCUUCUUCAGGAAUCAUGGAGGAGUUCCGGCGUGGGCGUAUGUCCAGCUUACUGGGCGUGGAGGGCGGUCAUGGGCUGGCCAGUAGUAUGGGCGUGGUGCGCGCCUUGUAUGACCUGGGAGUGCGUUACGUCACCCUCACCCACAAGUGCCACACACCCUGGGCAGAAUGUUCAGAGAGAGAUGGUCUGCCCCCUAACACACCCGGCCUCACACCCUAUGGCAAGGAGAUAAUACGAGAGAUGAACCGUGUAGGGCUGAUGGUAGACUUGUCCCACGCCUCUGCCGCCACCGCCCACGACGUUCUCCGCACCUCCCGCGCCCCCGUCAUCUUCUCUCACUCAGCAGCCAGGGCCAUAUGUAAUAUUGAUCGUAAUGUACCUGACGAUGUGCUGAGCUUGCUGGCAGUUAACGGGGGGUUAGUGAUGGUUAGCUUCUACAGCGCCUUCCUCACCUGUAACGAGACGGCCGCCCUCACUGAUGUUGUUGCUCACAUCAACCACGUGCGGACUAUGGCGGGUGCUGAUCACGUGGGCCUGGGGGCUGGUUACGACGGCAUUAACAGGACGCCCGAGGGCUUGGAGGACGUGUCGAGAUAUCCUGAACUGUUCGCUGAGCUUCUGAAGGAUCCCACCUGGUCACUGCAGGACCUGAAGAAGCUGGCUGGCCUGAACCUCCUACGUGUCUUCAGUAAGGUCGAGCAGGUACGCGAGGAACUGGCAGGUGAGAAGCCAUCAGAGGAGAUUAUCCCCAUACAUGAUAUAGACACCCGCUGGCCCUGUAGGUAUAAGUUCUCUAGCCUCGACCACACCCGAACCUGACCUCCUACGCCCACGCCCACGCCAAGGUCAAGGCCAAUAAUACCCAUAACAAUACCCACACCCUUACUCACGCCCACGCCUACGCCAAGGUCAAGGCCAAUAAUACCCAUAACAAUACCCACACUCUUACUCACGCCCACGCCAAGGUUCAAGGCCAAUAAUACCCAUAACAAUACCCACACCCAUACUCACGCCCCUGCUCACGUACAACGCCCUGACCCCAGCACAAGUCCUCAGGUAGACACUUGAGUGAAGGAUCUCUCCGCUAAGUGUCACUUAUCACCCUUACAAGUUCCUCCAAAUUUGUUACUCAUGAGAACACAAGGUCAACCUCCAAACCAUCUGGUUUGACCUGACAUGAAAAUGAUGAUUGGAUGUGACCUGACAUGACCCAGUUUGACCUGACAUGACCCAGUGUGAUCUGAUAUGAUCCCUGUGUGACCUGACAUGAUUUAGUGUGGCCUGAUGUGACCUGCAUUGACCUGACAUGAUUUAGUGUGGCCUGAUGUGACCUGGACUGACCUGACAUCAUUUAGUGUGGCCUGAUGUGACCUGCACUGACCUGACAUGAUUUAGUGUGGCCUGAUGUGACCUGCACUGACCUGACAUGAUUUAGUGUGGCCUGAUGUGACCUGGACUGACCUGACAUGAUUUAGUGUGGCCUGAUGUGAUCUGGACCGACCUGACAUGAUCCAGUGUGACCUGAAGUGACCUAAAAUAACCCAGUGUGACCUAACAUGACCUGGACUGACUUGACUCUGCGACCUGACGUGACCCAGUGUGACCUUACAUGUCCAGGACUGACCUUACAUGACUUAAUGUGAUCUGACAUGACCCAGUGGGACCUAACAUGACCUGGCAUGACUUAGUAUGACCCAGUUUGACCUGUCGUAAGGCCAUCAAUAGUAAAUAAACCACAUUAGUUAGAACUCUCUUUAAUUAUACAAAUUUAUUGUAAGUGUCAAACUUAUUUAUAGUUUUCUCUCAAAAGAUUACUGAACCACCGACUUGUGAUCAUGUUGUACAUAACACAACAGCUACUUGUUGUAUAUAAGUACUAUAAUUACAUGCUGUAGCUACAUAACAAGAACUACAGCUACAUGUUGUACAUUACAAGCACAAGAGCUAUAUAUACUGUACAUAAUAAUUACUACAGCUGCACAUUGUACAUAAGUUCCAAAGCCACAUGUACAUAUUAAAUGCUACAGCUACAUGCUGCACAGAAUACUACAGCUAUACAUUGUACAUACCAAGUACUACAGUUACAUGUACAAAAGAGCAUCUCCCUUCCUCAUAAUGGUGGUGAAACAUUAGUACACCUCCUGACUCUCUCUCUCUCUGUCACCUCAACAGGCUUAACUGGUUGAGUUACCACAGGGGUUAAACAUCAACUUCUAUAUUCAACUAAGAUUCAAAACAUUUAUUCAGGUACAACAAUACAAAAGAGAGCGCAGGUACAGAUACAGUAUGGAUACAAGUUCAGAUACAAAAUACAGUUACAUGUAAAGGUACAAUACAAGUACAGUACAGUUGUCAAUACAGUCAAAAAAACAGUCACUACCAUCUGGUACAGUCAGACGACACAGUCACGUGGGAUAGUCAGAAAACAGUCACGUGGGACAGUCAGAAGACAGUGCGGCCAAUAACCAGAUUGCUCUGAGCUGCACAACUCCCCCAGAUGAUAAAUUUUUUACUGAAUAAAAUUUACCCAGUAAGAUGUCGUUAGUCUCAACAUGUUUUACUGUACAGUGUCACACCACACCACCACCACCACAAUAUACCACACCACCACCAUCACCACACUGUAC